UUGUGGAAUAGUGCCCCGUUGCAAAGUCAGCCUGGCACCACAACAAGGCACAGGGGGCGGCACGGCAACACUACGGCCAUUUUUCAUCCUGUGCUCUUCCUCGUCCCUCACAACCAACACAAACACAUCUCCGCGCCCCACGAGUAAUGGCCAACACCUGGAAAUGACCUGAAGUAGCCGGGGACUCGCGUAUUGGCACCCAUGGCGACUGCCGAGGAGCUGGGCGGCAGUCUGGAUGUGGACGUAGUGGGGCUGGUGGACCUGGACUUCAAAAAUGAAUCUGACUUCUUUGACUUUGAUUCUGGAGGGGAGUUUGGAUUGUUUGGAGAAGCAGGUGCAGCAUUACAUACGACCACUGCCACCACCACCACCACAACCUCAGCUACUGCCACCACCACUCCCCUUGCCUCUCCACCAGUUGCACUACUCAGCACCUCACCAGCUGCUGGCAUCUCAAGUGGCUGCAAUUCAAGUCAGGCUCAUGCUACAAACAGCUUUAAAAAGUCUGGAGGCAGUAGCAAGAGUAAAAGUCACUGGACUGAUAUAGAGAGAGAUCUGUUUCAGAAAGGCUUGGAACUGUUUGGAGCAAAUUGGAAUCGACUUUCAAGUUUUAUAUCUUCGAAGACCCCUGGGCAGGUGCGGAGCUAUUACAAGAAAUGGAUGGAGGUUGCUAGUGUUGUUCAGGAAGCUGAUACUCUCGGAGAAACACUGGUAUAUAUGCCUGCAGAAGCUGUGUGUAUCAGUACUGAUCUAGAAGAUCCUCUUGGCCUUAUUGAAACGGCUACAACAACUGUUACCACUACUCCAUUAUCUCCCAGAAGAACUAAAAGUGGUUAUAGUCGAUCAAAAGUAUCAAAGGUUCAUGAAAACAUUGAUCCAAUAUAUUUCAAGCACUCAGAUGAAAUUGCUGUUCCAUCAGUUGGAGAGGAGUGUGUCAUAGAACAGUGUGGGUAUGUUGUAGGGAGCCCAGAUAGUGGAAAAGGCAAAGAAAGAAAAAGUGCAUCAGGACCCAAAAAAUCGGGAAAAAGUAAAAAAAAUGGAACAUCAUUACAUAAAUCCCAAUCACCUUUCAAGGUAAAAGCUCACAAACAAAAGCACAAAGCAAAAAGAAAAAAAAUGAAAGUAGCAGUUAAUCAAAACCAAAUGGAGAAAAAGAGCAUAAAGCCAACAGAAACUGUGUCCAAGGUGGUGUCAGGACCUCCCAUGGCUCAGCUGGGCCAGGUGGUUCACUUAGUAAAGGAUGAAGUGGAGGAAAGUGAUGUUGAUAUUGAUGUGAGCGAUGACGAACAGUUGGUUAUCAUUGACAAGUCUCCAACAGAUGAAAAUUUUUCCACAAAGGUGGAAGAAAGCAAGAAUCUAGAUGUCAUGGAUGAAUGUGGUGAAGUAAAAGAUGUAGUACAUUCCCGAGUGGAAGGUAUUGGCUCUGAAGGCAGAAAGCAGCAUGUAUUUACUUUUCCUCAGCCACUGACUGAGCAUGAAUUAGACUUGGAAGGAAUUACAGAGGAGGAAAGGAUUGUUCAUUUUGAAUAUUUUGAUGGCAAAGGUGUAAAAACCCCUGAAAGAUAUAUGAAAAUAAGAAAUUAUCUUAUAAACUUCUGGAAACAGAUAAAACCAAAGUAUGUGAGAAAAACAGCAGUGCGUGCUGGCCUCAAAAACUGUGGUGAUGUGAAUUCCAUAAGUAAAGUUCAUGAAUAUCUUGAGAAGGUUGGUGCAAUCAAUUUUCAGUGUCCAGAAAGUAAUUAUUCUUCACCUUUAAUUAUAGGAAUUAAACCAAAAGAAAAGCCACAUAUUCCAAGCAAACCUGUUGUUAAGGUGGACAGGUCAGAAAUGACGCGACAAAAACAGAAAAAGAAAUUGGAUAUGUCCCUGUGUGAAGGAGGAGGGUUGACUAUCAGCCAUGAUGAAUCAGGAGCCAUAGUGGAUGCUUGUCACAUACCAGAGGCUCCCCGCAACAGAACAAACUCUGGGGGGAACCGUGGUGGGCCUCGAACAGAGCAGUUUAAGUUAGUGCGCUGUCUUGAGCAUGAUCCAGAUACCCCAGCUCCAUUUUCUGUCAUUAUGCAUGCACAUGCCCUCAUCACUAUGGACCUCCAUGCCCACACCUCCCUUGCUGAAGUUAUGGGGUUACUUGGAGGUUACUUUGACCCCACCUCACAUACAAUGCAUGUGACUGUGGCUGUCCCCACACAGGCGGUUAGCUCGGGCGUAGAAUGCGAUAUGUGUCCAGUCUCUCAAAGUGCAGCCUGUACAACCAUACAUGAGGGAGGUGUGCAGGUUGUUGGGUGGUAUCACUCCCACCCAACAUUCCCUCCAAAUCCAUCACUUCAAGACAUGGACACUCAGAGUCAGAUGCAGCAGUGGUUUGCCCGUCAGGAUGCUCAUUUCCUAGGUAUUAUUGUGAGCCCAUUUUGCCCUACGAAUCGCAGUGAAGCAUCUCACAUUCGCUGCAUUAUCUUGGAUAAACCACCACAUAGUCAAGAGGAUAAAGACUCUACAAAGGUUCCAUAUAAGUUGUUCUGGUCUGUUAGUGAAGUGAUGCCUGGAGCCUGGGAAGAGGUCUGUCAAGGUGUGAGAAAGGUGGUGACUGGGGCCCGAGAUGACCCUAUGGCAGUUGAUUGGAGAGGGGAAUGGAGAGGACAAGUAACUAACUGGGAGAAAGCUAUAGCUUCUUUAAAUCAUCACCUACCUCAUUACCUUCAUGGCCCUCUGCAGUCUGUCAGAACAACCUUUCUAGGCGCAGUAAGGGAAUGUUUAGAUGCUUAGUCCCAUGCAGAUGUCUAGAUCAUGUGUAUCAGUUUUGGUGGUGUUUAUUUCUGCAUUUAAAAUUGUAUUUUGAAUCUCAAGUUGGUAAAGAAAAGUAUUCAGGCCAAAAGACCACAAACUUUAAAGUAAACACAAUUAGUUAUAGGGCCUAGUACAGGUUUACUAUCAAAUGUACCAGAUAAUAGAACUAAAAGGAGUUACAAAAAUAGAAAUUAAGUAAUUGUGACAGCAUCACAAAAAGGAUAAAUCCUAAUGGCUGGCUAUAUGGUAGAAGCCUUUUCUUUUAGUCCUAUUAAUGCAAUCUGCCAGUUAUGAAAUUGUACACCCUUAUAAAUGUAAAUGUUUUGUCCAGAGAGUGACAUUGCUCCUAGUCUUUUAGAAAGAACUUGACAAAACAAAAUAUAAGCUCAUAAUUUGGACAUUAUAAGGUUCACAGUAUUUAUGAGAUUAUAUAAAAAGUACUGUAGCCUGGGAACUAUGAGUGACCACAAAAGCAGACAUACUCAAAGUUAAUAAGUGCUGCAAAACACUAGUCACAUGUUCCAUUGCUUAAGCAGUCCUGUGAAACAAUUGAUGAAGCUUGGUUACCGAUGUCUUUAAUUCCUAUGGCAAUAAUGUUAAAACUUGGCUUCACUGACAUGAAUGAAUCAAGAAGACCACAAAACUAAAGAUUCUUGAUGCAAUAUACACUAGAGUUCUCUAAAGAAAGAAUGUUCAAGUGGUGUGUGGAAAGAUGAGCCCACCAGAUGUCAUACUAUACUUUAAAAGGGUAAAGCCACUUCUCAGAAUAUAUAACAAGCAGUAUAUGUUUUCAGGACAUCUCAUUUUAAGGGAUAACUGUAAGAAGUACAAAAUAUGGACAACUUACAAGGCCACAAGGAAAAAGAUAUGGCACUAAAUUCUAGUCAAUUAUUGAUUUAUGAAACUAUGCAUGUGUUUGUAGAAAAUUUGUACACCAAAACCAUUUUAUUAAGGCACUGAGUGCAGUCGGCUAAGCCUGCAAAGAAUGUGGAAAUUGCUAAAUUUGUAUUUCUAAACGACAAAUUUCUGAUGAUUUUUAUCAAUUAGAUAAUUCUAAAUGAAUUUUAAAUACUCCCUAUAUACGAGGGGCGUUCAUUAAGGAUUUCCCCUGACCCACCUCCUAAGGACUUAGAGAAACGAAACUUGGUGCAGUUCUUAGUCUUUCUCUACAUAGGUACCACCAAGAGUUACACAUUUCUCCCAUCAUUUUAUGCAGCUUUGGAGACCUCGCUUGUAAAAGUCCUCAUGUUGCGUCAGAAGCCACGACUUGACUUCGGAAAUCAGUGUUUCAUCAUCUGGGAAACGUUUACCCUUCAAAAACGAUUUCAUGGUCGGAAAGAGGUGAAGAAGGAGGAUGGGGAAGGGUUUCAUAGCCACAGGACUGUGCUUCCGUUUCGGCAGUUUGAGAGUUGUGAACCGGGUCGUUGUCCUGCAGGAGGCAGACACCUUUCAUCAGCAUCUCGUGCCUCUCUUUUUUGAUAGCCUCCUACAAUUUCUUCAGCUGUAAUUGUGGUACCUUUUACCAGGAAAUCCGUCAUCACUACUCCGUGCUGGUCCCAAAAGAUUGUGAAGAUGACCUUGCCUGCUGAGGGUUGGACACGUGCCUUCUUUUGGGGUGGUAAGUCAAAGUGCUUCCAUUGCUUCAACUGGACUUUAGUCUCUGGAUCAUAGUGAUGGACCCAUGUUUUAUCCUGUGUGAUUAGUCUGUCAAAAAAGUCGACCUGUUUUUUUUGGCACAUGGCCAAAAGAGCCUCAGAGCAAUUGACUCAUUCCUGCCUGUGGAGAGGUGUGAGCAACCUUGGAAUCCAACGUGCACACACCUUUUGCAUGUGCAAAUGGUCAUGAAUGAUUUUCUCCACAGACCCCACACAGAUCUUGACAUCUUGGGCUAGUUGGCGAAGAGUUAUAUGGUGAUCUUCCAAAAUGGCAGCCUUGAUUUGACGAAUGGUGUCCUCAUCAAUGGCAGACUGAGGUCACCCAGGAAUGGGAGCCGUUGCCACAGAUGUCCGACCACACUUGAACUGGUGGUGCCAGUGUUUAACAAUGUCAUAUGAAGGGGCAUCCUCUCUAUAAGUUGCUUUCAUUUCAUUGAAGGUCUCCUGUGGUGUGUGGCCUUUCAAAUAUAAAAACCUGAUCACUGCUCAGUACUUUACUGGCUCCAUUUCCCGCCUUACUGAAAAAUUUCACCUGUAAAAGAGAAACUGAUGUGGGUUCAGGGCUGCAAAUUACCACAUGACAUGUACUGAUGAGCAUCACUAUACUGUAUAAAGUUUCAGCCUCCUACGACAAUCAGAACUGGGUAAGGGGAAAUCUUUAAUGAACGCCCCUCGUAUUUCAUUUUAUACAAUGUUAUAUAGUUUUUAUGAAUGAUUUGAUAUUUGUGGUGACUUUUUAUAAAUCCCAUAAUGGCAAUGUUGCUUCUGUGACAUUAACAAGUCGAGUGACACAAACAAGGUCAGUAUAUCAAAAUGUAAGACUUUUCCAGACCCCAAAAUAUGACAGCUCUACUAGUGGUCUGAGGUAGCCAUACCCAAACUACUUUCACAAAAUGGUUGUAGUAUAGUAGAAGCCACUAAGUGCAGCAUUCCUAUGGUUCAGCAUUGGGAGAGAAUGGGAAAGAAUGAACUGAAAAAAAAAAAAAAAGUAAUAUACAUGAAUAAGGUUGAUGAUGUUAUGAGUGCAAGAGGAUGGCCAGCAAUAAAAUGGGAGGAUGGUGGUAGAUUACUUGAAAGGGGCUAGAAGAAUGAAAGGACUUUAAUAUGCAAGGAUGGAGUGUUUGGAUAGGAGUAAACUGAGACACCUGCUGUGGUCAAUCCCCAUUAGGAAGUUCCCAUCAGAGUAGACAGAUGUAUAAAGGAGGCAUGAGCACACACAUGUCUUGGUGCAAACUGUAAAGGGUAAUUCAUUUAGUUAUAUAACAGGAUAUUAGUUAUUCAAAAUGAACAUUGUUAGGGAUGAGAUGAAAAGGUUAUAUAUUGCAGUGAAGGCUGCAUAUUGAGAGACAGUGUUGAUGAUUCUUUGCAGUGAGAUUAUACGUGGAAAUCGUGUCAUUUAACUUGAUUCAUCUACUUCUCAUCUGUCAACUGUAUCUUGGGCACACCAUGCUGUCUGUACACCCAACUUCUACUAUAUAGUGAGGUUUUAUAACAUCCUAAUUUCUUACUUAGUUCUACCAUAAUUGAAUUUGUCUUGGUUUCUAAUCAUGGUAGUACUUAGUUAUUAAAAUUCUUCCACCACUUUUAGGACUUUUAUGUUUUAACACUAUAUUUUCUUCCUCUUGAUAACCUUACACACCCCUACACUGACUCUCAUGCCUCUGCAUUCACAAACCUCUGCAAAAGACUGAUUUGCCUAGUGUUUUACCUGAUGAUGAUCAGAUCAAAGGAAACUAAGAAAUUUAAUAUCAUUUUUAUGAAACUCCUGAAGGAGAUGUAUAAUGUAAGUGCUGUGUGUAAUAAUUCAGAGGACCAUAGUUUAAAUUACAACAUGCAUCAUUAUUUUUAAAGGGUAGUGCAUAUCUUUUUGAUCUUUUGUCAUCCAUUUGUAAUCUUUUAUUAUUCUAUGGGAUAAGGAAAGGUGGGUGCAAAUUAGGAGUAAAGGAGGCCUAUUGCAAUGAGACGAGUGCCUGUGUAAGUGCUUGGCAACAUAUUGAAAAGUUUUAGCUUGGUAGAGUGAAGCGUGGGUGUAUAUUGUCACCAUAGCUCUUCAGUAUACACUUCAAUGACUAAAAGUGCUGAAAACAAAAGUAAAGGGGUUGUGGUGCAAGACAGGAUGUGAACGGUGUGGAUGUCCUCAAUAGUUGCAAGUUUGUAGAUGAGCUUAUCAAAUGCUGCAGAGGGAAUUUAUGGCUUCAAUCAACCUUUGUACAAAUUCAGAAAACCUGGUUGAUGGUGUUGCAUUAUUGCGGUCUACCUAGCCACUAUGCAUUCACUGGACUUGCUUUGAUCACAAACACACUGGUAUUUAUGGCUGAUGACGUGUAUAGCAUUUCUUUUAUGACUAGUAACUUUAAUAUAGUUGUAAAUUCUUGAUAAGUAUUUAAAAUCAAUAUUAAUUUCCUUGAUCUGGUGAAGUGCUCUAUAACUUAGUUACCCUGCAUCAUCAUAUUCAUUGUGUGUAUGUGCAGGAUGUGCAGGAUGUCACAAAUGGUCCAUAGUUUUAUUUUUUUACUUGCAAUAUUUUAAUAUACGUAUGUAAUAUGG
Molecule: messenger RNA, 6986 nt
Organism: Eriocheir sinensis (Chinese mitten crab)
Lineage: Eukaryota; Metazoa; Arthropoda; Malacostraca; Decapoda; Varunidae
Product: histone H2A deubiquitinase MYSM1-like
Exons: 3
Coding region: 202-2763 (853 amino acids)
Biological process (GO): double-strand break repair
Cellular component (GO): BRCA1-A complex; BRISC complex
Molecular function (GO): metallopeptidase activity; polyubiquitin modification-dependent protein binding
Source: RefSeq, a predicted model, not a curated record